This is a messenger RNA of Papilio xuthus (Asian swallowtail), 3117 nucleotides long. It is a transcript of the gene nebu, whose product is annotated as solute carrier family 2 member nebulosa. The coding region runs from base 205 to 1794 and encodes 529 amino acids. The record is from RefSeq and is a predicted model, not a curated record. Gene Ontology annotation, biological process: carbohydrate transport; transmembrane transport. Gene Ontology annotation, molecular function: sugar transmembrane transporter activity. The transcript is spliced from 3 exons. Gene Ontology annotation, cellular component: membrane. NCBI's taxonomy places the organism in Eukaryota, Metazoa, Arthropoda, Insecta, Lepidoptera, Papilionidae.
GACCGAGAGGUUUUCCCGCGCUGUCAAUGUUUCGGCGGGAAAACGGCGACAGACUGUAAAAAACAGAGUAUAAAAUAUUUUCACGUAUACGUCACGCGAAUUAUUGUAUGUUACAAGCGUAUACGUUUCUUAUUUCAGUUGCUUUUGUAAAGGCAUUCAAGGCUCUCCAUUUAUAAGUGCAGAAUUUUUUUAACUUUGUUAAAUAUGAGUUAUUUAGACAAAGUGGUUGGACGUAAUAAAAUAGCUAGUGAAAAGUGUGGCUAUGAUAAUGCUGGAUUUAUUAUGACAGAAAAACAUGCCUGGCAUUCAGGGAAGCAGACACAAGCAAACAACGGCAUGGCAGAGAUCGGAGUGUCGCAGGCGGCGCUGGUGGAGCCACGCGGAGAGGGAGGCCGCAAGCUGCCCCAGUACAUCGCAGCUUUGACGGCCACUCUGGGCGCAUUGGCUGCCGGGUCUAUGCUCGGCUGGUCUUCUCCGGUCAUAUUCAAAAUCACGCAAGCCAACAGCACCGAUUAUGAUUUCGAUGUCUCACAAUCCCAGGGCGACUGGGUGUCCUCGCUCAUCAACCUCGGCGCCGCAGCUGUCUGCUUCCCCAUCGGACUCAUCAUGGACGCGCUGGGACGGAAGAAGACCAUGUUGUGUCUCGUUGCUCCUUUCACAUUGGGUUGGCUUCUCAUUACCUUCGCGACUAACGUUGGAAUGCUCAUGGCUGGAAGAAUCAUCACCGGUAUAGCCGGUGGAGCCUUCUGCGUAACCGCCCCUGCUUACACCAGUGAAAUAGCGCAGGACUCCAUCCGCGGCACUCUCGGCAGCUACUUCCAGUUGAUGAUCACAGUCGGUAUUCUCUUCUCUUACGUCGUAGGAAGCUACACCACUGUAUUCGUCUUCAACAUUCUUUGUACCAUCAUUCCUAUUAUAUUUGGUAUAGUAUUCUUCUUCAUGCCCGAAAGUCCUAACUUUUUAGUGGUGAAGGGCAGGAACGAUGAAGCGAAAGACGCUCUUAUCAGACUCCGAGGUAGGAAUUACGACGUCGAUUCCGAAUUGGAUACCCUGAUCAACAAAGCUGAAGAGGCGAAAAACAACCCGGUGUCAUUUCUGUCCGCUAUCACAAAGAAGACGGCGCUAAAAGCUAUUCUUAUCUGCUACGCAUUGAUGUUGUUCCAGCAACUAUCUGGUAUCAACGCCGUAAUCUUCAAUACAUCCGCCAUCUUUGCUAGCGCCGGUGCGGCCAUCCCGAGCGCGAUUGCCACUAUCAUUAUUGGCGUGAUCCAAGUAGUAGCUACCUUUGUCUCCAGUUUGGUGGUUGAUAAACUGGGCAGAAGAGUCCUCCUCCUGUUCUCUGCGCUAGUCAUGUGUGUCUGCUCCACCGCUCUAGGUGUAUUUUUCUUUAUGCAAGGCGUCCACGGUCCCGAAUCGUCGAUCGUACAGUCAAUGUCCUGGCUGCCUUUGCUGUCUCUUUCCCUGUUCAUUAUCGCUUUCUCUCUGGGCUUCGGUCCCAUCCCCUGGAUGAUGGCGGGCGAGCUCUGCUUGAUUGAUAUCAAAGCUUUCGUCGGCUCCACCGCCGGAACUCUCAACUGGCUGCUCAGUUUCACGGUCACCAGCACCUUCAACUCGUUGAACAAAUCGAUCGGACAGGGACAAGUUUUCUGGAUGUUCGCCGGCAUUAUGCUCGUAGGCUUUCUAUUCAUCUUCUUCGUCAUACCGGAGACGAAAGGAAAGAGCGUAGACGAGAUCCAAAUAAUGUUAGGCGCGGAACCCCAGACGCAGAGCAAUUCUAACACCACAAAAAAAUAAACCAAUCAAAGAGACUGAAUGGAAGAGUAUUUUUAUAUAAAGACUUACUAAAUGUUAGUCUAUGAUUGGCUAAUUGUUUCUUUGGUGUCACAAUUGUGCUACGAAAAGCAAUAUUUUUGUCUAUGCGUUACCAAAGAUUUGUCCUCUGUCUGGAUUUUGCAUUCCACUGUCGACACCUAGAUUAAGGAAAUGGUAGGUUAUUUUUUAGUGUAAUUUGUAAUGAUAGCAAAUAUGUUAAGGCAGCUGAUUUGAUAUCCAUUUUUAAUAUCGACUUAUAUGGUAUAUUGCUUUGUAUGACCCUUGUGCUAGAAUUGUGUGUGUACAUUCUGACAUUUGGGUAUGUUUUGUAAAAUAAAGAUGUUUUUAUCCGUGAUUGUAAGUAAUCGAUGAAAUCAUAUCACAGAAAGAAAUAAUGUAAAUACGAUUUUAAAAAUUACUUUUUUAUAUAUUUACUUAUUAUUAUUUUAACGAAUUUAUUUACAGGAUAAUAGAAAAUGCCAUAAAUGUUAGCAUAAUAAUGAUAUUGUAUAUUUGUAUUAAAUCAAUUGAAAUUAUUUUUUAACAUAUUUUAAUGCCAAGUUAUUUAUUUUUAAAAAUAUAGACAUUUGUGAUUUUAAAUUAUUUGACGUAAAAAAAGGCGCGAAAAUUCUUUUCGUUUCAAAUAUAUUAGUAUUAACUUAAUUUUAGGUGCAUAACAAUAAUGGUUUCAACGAAUUUCAAAUUACAAAUAUUGUAGAGAUGAAUUAGGCUGUUUGCACACUAAAUUUGGGCAUGAAUUUUUCAAAAUUAUCUAAGUUUCUCGUUUAAUGUAAAUUGACACAAUACCAUUGUAUUUAACUAUUAAAGUCAGUGUCUACGCAUCCUAAUGAUGCAAUAAUAAUGAGAUUAUUGUUAUGUAAACUGAACAUGAUGUAAGUAAAUAAUAAUUUGACGUAAUGAACGUCAAAAAUUAGUGCUUGCCAACGCUACGCGAAUGUCACUGUUUGUAAAGCUCCUAAAGCAAAAACAAUCACUGAAAUUUUAAAAUAUUAGUUUUUAUUUGGAAUUAAGACAAAGGCCUUUUUAUUUUAGUACAAAGUUAGGAGGAGACGUAAAUUGUGAAUAAAGGAAUCUUAACUGCAAAGUUGUAACACCUUUCUUAAAAAAGUAUGUUUUAGAAAUGCAAAUAAAGUUCGAAAGGUAUGUAAAAUAAAACGAGACAUGCGCAGGCCACAUUAUUUUGUUAAUAUGAUUUAUAGCAGAUGUAAUAAACUCGCAAAGCAAAUGUGAAUAUUGUUAUUGUUUGCAGUUAUUUGUAGAUUUUAAUAAAUGUAUGAAACUUUA